Messenger RNA from Pieris brassicae (large cabbage white), 1922 nucleotides. RefSeq names its product ubiquitin carboxyl-terminal hydrolase calypso (gene calypso). The transcript is spliced from 8 exons. Gene Ontology annotation, molecular function: cysteine-type deubiquitinase activity. NCBI's taxonomy places the organism in Eukaryota, Metazoa, Arthropoda, Insecta, Lepidoptera, Pieridae. Gene Ontology annotation, biological process: protein deubiquitination; ubiquitin-dependent protein catabolic process. Bases 184 to 1695 code for a protein of 503 amino acids. Gene Ontology annotation, cellular component: cytoplasm. The record is from RefSeq and is a predicted model, not a curated record.
AAUUUCUAUAUAAAAACAAGAACUGAAGGUUCAUAUUUAUUUUUAAGAUAUAAGUUCAAGUUAAAGCCUAGAUAAGUUAGUUAUUUAUUGAACAAAAUUAGAAGUAUAAAUGAUUAGAUUUAGCAUUUAAAGUUAUACAUAUUAUAUAUUAUAGGAGCAAUAGUCAAAAUAAACUUUGCAAUAAUGCCGGUAGAAUUGAACAGCCUCACGGAAGGAUGGUUGGAGCUAGAAAGUGAUCCUGGCUUAUUUACAUUGUUACUAGAGGAUUUUGGUGUAAAAGGAGUACAAGUUGAAGAAAUUUAUGAUUUACACAAACCCUUAGAAAGUCCUGUAUAUGGAUUUAUAUUCCUGUUCCGAUGGAUAGAGGAACGUCGAUCUCGGCGAAAGUUUGUGGAACAAAUUGAAAGCUUUGUCCGCGAUGAAGAAACCAUUAAUAACAUAUUCUUUGCUCAACAAAUGGUUCCCAACAGUUGUGCAUCACAUGCUCUCUUGUCAAUAUUAUUAAACUGUCCAAACUUACAUUUAGGAGAAACUUUGAGUAGAUUAAAGCACCACACCAUUGGCAUGAACCCAGAAAAUAAAGGUUGGGCAAUAGGAAACACUCCAGAACUAGCAUGUGCUCACAAUUCUCACUCUAUUCCAUUGGCACGUAAGAAAACUGAUAAAAAUGCUGGAGUUUCAACAGGAAGAUUUACAGGAGAAGCUUACCAUUUUGUAAGCUUUGUGCCAAUAAAUGGCCAUUUGUUUGAGCUUGACGGCUUAAAACCAUACCCUAUGGAUCACGGACCUUGGGCAGCUGAUGAGGACUGGACAGAGAAGUUUAGACGAGUGAUGGUUGAAAGAUUAGGGCGAGAUGCUGGUGAACAAGUUCAUGAUAUAAGAUUUAAUCUUAUGGCUGUUGUGCCAGAUAGAAGAAUUGCCCUGACUCAGAAAUUAGGCGCACUUGAGAUGAAUCAAAAAAGGAUAAAAGAAGCUAUAUCAAAGAUUGGAAAACACUUAAGGCAUUUACUAACUAAACCUAGGGAUUAUAAUGAAGAGUCAAUAUCUCCAGACAAAGAGGAUUCAUCAAAUGAAAACGGUCUACAAGUUUCUGAGGAUGCAAUAAUAAAUGCCUUAGAUGCAAUGGAGGCUCCGUCCUUUGAUAUUGAUUUCACACAGCCCAUUAUUAUUGAAAUUGGGGUUGUUGAUAAACCUCAACAGGAUAAAAGUAUAAGCUUAGCUGAACCUGUGGAACAAAAUGUAAACAUGAAGUUUUUCACAAUUAAUGGUGAAAAUCAAAUAUUAACAAACCUCCAUCCAACAUCAACAACGGCUCUCAUCCGCAGUAAUAACAAACCGAUAAUCCUUUGCUGUGAGGUUUCACCAGAACAGCCCUACAGAUUCCGGAAGCUUUUGUUCAGUCACUCGGAGCUCAACAUGUUCCUAAACAGCAUCGUCUCCGAGAUGCAGUCGUGUCAGCUGGCUCUGAACGACGAGAAUGAUAAGCGGGAUAUGUAUAAGGUCGACGACUGCCGUCGAACCCACAACUACGACGAAUUCAUCUGUACGUUCCUCUCAAUGCUGGCGGAGAGGGGCGUUCUCGGGGAACUGGUGAGCGCCCAGCUGGAACGAGGUCGGUCUCCGAGAGUCCGACGCAGACGACCGAGGCCCCGCCCACGGGCGCGCCCGAGACCACGCCCUCGGACUAGGAAAUAGUUUUCAUGGAGGAUACGAGCGAGCCUCUAGAUUCCUUCCAGCUUCCGAGAUCAUCGGUCGGAUGAUUCGUGUGAUUUUUAAGAGUAAUAGAGCCUGACUAGCAGAAUUCGAAAUGAAGCCACUUUAUUUUGUGAUUAACAAUGCAUCGAUUACAUUCGUAUGAGAUUCUUGCAGAUUUGUCGUACGUAGCAUUCUAUGUACCGUUGUAUUAAAAGUAUACCCAAUAA